Humulus lupulus (European hop) is the source of this 2463-nucleotide messenger RNA. RefSeq names its product folylpolyglutamate synthase. The record is from RefSeq and is a predicted model, not a curated record. Gene Ontology annotation, cellular component: cytosol; mitochondrion; cytoplasm. Bases 308 to 2194 code for a protein of 628 amino acids. NCBI's taxonomy places the organism in Eukaryota, Viridiplantae, Streptophyta, Magnoliopsida, Rosales, Cannabaceae. The transcript has 17 exons. Gene Ontology annotation, biological process: tetrahydrofolylpolyglutamate biosynthetic process. Gene Ontology annotation, molecular function: ATP binding; tetrahydrofolylpolyglutamate synthase activity.
GUCAUAUAUGGGGUUUCUUCUUUUUCUGGAUCUUUGUGUGUCAUGAUUUUAACGGCGUGUGAAAGUUUUGAGCUUCAAUUUUUUUGUUUGAAGAAGAAAUAAAAAAGAGCAUUUUUUUUUUCUGUUUUUGAGUUGGUGAGGAUAAAAAUGGGUUGGUGUUAGUUUAAGGUGUUGGCUCUUUUCUGGGAUUGAAGAUAACAUAAUAUUGCUCAAAUGUGAUACUUUUCACUCAUCUAUUUCGCUUUGUCAUGGUAUCUAUCAAUUUUGGAGAUUUGUCAGCCCUUUGAGUUUGAUUUGACAUUUCCUGAUGUACAUUAAUACGAACGCAUACCUAACGAGUGGAAUAUUUGGAGUUUCAUACUUGCUUAGGAGAAACUAUAGUUCAAUAUAUGAAAUAACAUGGAGGCCAACUGCUUGCCUAAGUUUAGAUACUCUUAAAGGGUGUGGUGUUAGAUAUCGAAAGGUAUCAUCUCAAGUUAUGGAAAAGUUUGAUAGCAAUGGCAGUACCAAAGAGUACGUUGAUGACUUGCAUCUUGCGUCUUCUUAUGAGUCUGCCAUGGAGGCACUUUCUUCUCUCAUUACUGGUCAGAAACGUGGACAGAAAUCGUCUAUACCUUGUAAAUAUGAAAAAAUGGAACGAAUGACGAUGUAUCUAAAGAUACUUGGCUUGGAAGAACAUAUCGCAGGACUCAAAAUUAUUCACGUGGCUGGAACAAAGGGGAAGGGUUCGACCUGCACCUUCUGUGAGGCUAUUCUACGGGAAUGUGGUGUGCGAACUGGACUCUUCACUUCUCCUCACCUAAUUGAUGUGAGAGAAAGAUUCCGAAUAAAUGGGUUGGAGAUCACAGAAGAUAUGUUUCUACAGCAUUUUUGGGAAUGCUGGCACAAGCUGGAGGAAAAUAUAACAGAGGACCUACCAAUGCCUCCAUUAUUUCAGUUCCUCACUGUAUUGGCGUUCAAAAUCUUUAUUUCUGAACAGGUUGAUGUUGCUAUUGUUGAAGUUGGUAUUGGGGGAAAACUUGAUUCAACAAAUGUGAUCAAAGAACCUGUUGUCUGUGGCAUUACUUCUUUGGGAAUGGAUCAUACAGAGACAUUGGGAAAUACCCUUUCAGAGAUAGCAUCUCACAAAGCUGGAAUUUUUAAGCCUAAAAUUCCAGCAUUCACGGUAUCCCAACUUUCAGAAGCAAUGGAUGUUAUUCGGGAGAGGGCGUAUGAGCUCGAGGUUCCAUUAAAAGUAGCUCCAACACUUGACCCUAAGAAGUUGAAGGGCUUAAAGCUUAGCUUGUCUGGUGAUCAUCAGUUAAUUAACGCUGGACUUGCUGUUUCCCUUUGUAAAUGCUGGCUUCAAAAAACAGGGAACUGGGAAAAGCUUACUAAAAAUGGUAAUUUAGAAGCUGAUUUACCACAUGCCUUUCGUAGAGGUCUGGCAACUGCGCACAUUUCUGGAAGAGCUCAGAUAAUUCAUGAUACUUCUUCAAACUCUAAUGUGUCUGAAGGUUCUCGUGGAGAUCUGAUUUUCUAUUUAGAUGGAGCUCAUAGUCCAGAAAGCGUGGAAGCUUGUGCUAAAUGGUUCUCUAGUUCCAUUAAGGAAAAUGAACAUUCUUCGGUUUCUUCUUAUAAGCUCGAAAAGAUGGAUCGUAUUCUAAGGAAUGGUCACCUUCAACAUGAGAAUGAGUUUGGUUCUUGCAAAAUAUCGAAGCAGAUUCUUUUAUUCAAUUGCAUGGACUUGAGAGACCCUCAAAUUUUGCUUCCCCGGCUUGCUAAUACAUGUGCUUCCUCAGGUACCUAUUUUUCGAAGGCCCUCUUUGUCCCAAGUAUGUCUGCAUAUAACAAAGUUACAUCUGGUGCCUCUGCCAUUCCUUCUGGCAUCUGUAAAAAAGACUUGUCCUGGCAAUUCAAUCUACAGCGAAUUUGGGAAAAGAUUGUCCAAGGAAAGGAAGUAGAUGCUGCUUCUGACAAGGGCUUGAAUAUCGAUAAUGCAAAAACUUUACCUCGUGAAUUCAUUUACCAGGACGCUUAUCGUUGCAGCACUACAGAUAAUUACAUUGCUUCAAGUGCCGUAAUGCCUUCGCUGCCAUUGGCAAUCAAAUGGCUGAGAGAUUGUGUUAAGGAAAACCCUUCCUUGAGACUUCAGGUUCUUGUGACUGGAUCAUUGCAUUUGGUGGGAGAUGUACUAAAGGUAUUAAGAAGAUGAUAGAUUAUCAAGAAGAGGUUAUUGAUUACAGAUUGUUUAAAACAUUCUUUGAAGUGCAUUUUCUUUCACUCCAUUUCUUUCACUCCAUUUUUACAUCAUUGUCAAAAUAAGCUCUAUAUGGCUUAUUGUUUAAAACCUGGCUUGAAUAAUUCUCUUUUCAGUGGAGUUUUGAUAGAUACACUUUAGUUUGUGAUAUUAAUUGUUGUUGUACUAUGAGCAAAAUGAAUUAUUCUAUUUAAUUUGUUCAAUUGAGGAUUAAUUGUUUGGCA